Messenger RNA from Xyrauchen texanus (razorback sucker), 2917 nucleotides. RefSeq names its product testican-2-like. The transcript is spliced from 10 exons. Bases 147 to 1370 code for a protein of 407 amino acids. Gene Ontology annotation, molecular function: calcium ion binding; protein binding. NCBI's taxonomy places the organism in Eukaryota, Metazoa, Chordata, Actinopteri, Cypriniformes, Catostomidae. The record is from RefSeq and is a predicted model, not a curated record.
UCACAUACGCGCGCACACUAUCUCUCUCUCUCUCUCUCUCUCUCUCUCUCUCUCUCUCUCUCUUCCCAUCAUUCUUCAGUCCGUGCGUCACCUGAGCAGAGUUCAGCUCGUCUCGUCGGCUCUCAGUGGUGUUUGUUCGGGAGAAUAUGAUCAUCAUGAGAGGUUCCGUUGUUCUUCAGCUGCUGCUCGUGAUUUUGAGCGCGGGAGACGCGCGAGAGAGCGUCGGGAAUUUCAUGGAGGAUGCGCGCGAGAACGGGCAGUUCAGCCGCACCGUCAAACACUGGAACCGCUUCAGAGACGAUGACUACAUCCGUACAUUGAAAGAUCCACAGACUUCUGACGAAAGUGUGGAUACCACAAAGGAUCCGUGCCAGAAGGUGAAAUGCAGUCGUCAUAAGGUGUGUGUUGCCCAGGGUUACCAGAAAGCCAUGUGCAUCAACCACAAGAAACUGGAACACAAGAUCAGACAGUCUGAACUGAACAGCUGUAAACCCUGUUCAGUGACGUCCUCAACACCUGUGUGUGGAUCAGAUGGACACAACUAUUCAUCACAGUGUAAAAUGGAGCAGCAGGCGUGUUUGUCGGGUAAGGGAGUGUCUGUGUUGUGUUCUGGUUUAUGUCCUUGUGUUCCUAAACCAGAACCCAAGAUCAAGACUGAUCCAGAGUCUUCAGCUGAAUCCAAACCAGUCUCUGGAGAGAUCUGUACUGGUCAGGAUUUGGCGGAUCUGGGUGACCGGCUCAGGGACUGGUUUCAGCUUCUCCAUGGCAACGCUAAGCAGAACAACUCCGGACGACAGAGCACAACAUCAGUGUUUGACAAGGCUCUCGUGGCGGGCUGUAAGGACUCUAUUGGCUGGAUGUUCUCCAAGCUGGACACCAGUAAUGACCUGUUCCUGGAUCAGUCCGAGCUGGCCGCCAUAAACCUGGAGAAAUAUGAAUUGUGCAUUAGACCUUUCUUCAACUCCUGUGACUCCUACAGAGACGGCAAAGUCUCCACAGCAGAAUGGUGUCUGUGUUUCUGGAGAGAGAAACCUCCAUGUCUGCUUGAGAUUGAGAGGAUCCAGAUACAGGAAGCAUCUACAAGAAAACCAGGUAUGUACAUCCCCAGCUGCGACGAAGACGGCUAUUACAGGAAACUGCAGUGUGACCGCGGUCGAGGCGAGUGUUGGUGUGUAGAUCCGCAUGGAACAGAGGCCACGGGGUCACGUAUCCAUGGAAACCCAGACUGCGAUGAUCUGGUCAGCUCGGGAGAUUUCAGCAGCGGCGUCGGAUGGGAGGAUGAAGAGGAGAAAGAGACGGAGGAGAAUGGAGAGGAGGAGGAGGAGGAGGAGGAGCCGGGAGAGAGUGAUGAUGGAGGAUACAUCUGGUAAAACAUCUACAGGUGACACGUGUCCAUGAGCGCUGCAGAUCAGCUCGUCCGCAGACAAACCAGCUGUUUUCUUAGUUUUUUUGACGCAUUCAAAAGAGAUUUAACAGGGUAGUAUAUUUAAUCCGAGAUGAUUUAUGCAAAAUAACUUGUUCUUCAGGGUAAAUAAGCUUCUGGAGAGCAGGUUAACACACCUGUUUAACUGUGCAUGUGACUAUAGUCAGAGAUUCGUGUGCAACAGUGCCUGCCCACUAUUUCAGCUGUGUUUAUGAAUUUUUUUUUUUUUUUUUUUAAACAAAAUCCUUCAUUAUAAGAGUUGUAUCACAACUAAAAAAAAAAAAGUACAGUGGCAAGAAAAAGUAAGUGGACCCUUGGAUUUAAUAACUGGUCGAUCCUCCUUUGGCAGCAAUAACCUCAAUCAAGCCUCUCCGGUAGAUGCGGAAUAGACCUGCACAACGUUCAGAAGGGAUGUUUUCAUGUUGGUAUGCAGUGCCGAUUCUACGCCAUAUGUAGUGCUGUGUGAUCUUCCCAAACAAUUCAACCUUAGUUGAACCAACAGUCCACAAAACAUUUUCCCAGUAGCGUUGUGGAGUGUCAAGGUGGUCUUUGGCAAACUUCUGGCAAGCAGCAAUGAUUUUGUUGGAAAGCAGCGGCUUCCUUUGUGAUGUUCUGCCAUGAACACCACACCUGUUUAAUGUUUUCCGUAUAGUAGACUCAUGAACAGAGAUGUUAACCAGUUCCAGUGAGUCCUUCAAGUCUUUAUCUGUCACUCUAGGGUCCUUUCUUAGCUCAUUGAUCAUUCUGCGGUGUGUCCUUUGAGUCAUCUUGGCUGGACGGCCCCUUCUAGUGAGAGUACCUAUAGUACUAAAUCACCUCCAUUUAUAGACAGUUUGUCUAACUGUGGACAGAUGAAUAUCUAACGGCCACUUCUAGUGAGAGUACCUAUAGUACUAAAUCAUCUCCAUUUAUAGUCAGUUUGUGUAACUGUGGACAGAUGAAUAUCUAACGGCCACUUCUAGUGAGAGUACCUAUAGUACUAAAUCACCUCCAUUUAUAGACAGUUUGUCUAACUGUGGACAGAUGAAUAUCUAACGGCCACUUCUAGAGAGAGUACCUAUAGUACUAAAUCACCUCCAUUUAUAGACAGUUUGUCUAACUGUGGACAGAUGAAUAUCUAACGGCCACUUCUAGUGAGAGUACCUAUAGUACUAAAUCAUCUCCAUUUAUAGACAGUUUGUCUAACUGUGGACAGAUGAAUAUCUAACGGCCACUUCUAGUGAGAGUACCUAUAGUACUAAAUCACCUCCAUUUAUAGACGUUUUGUCUCACUGUGGACAGAUGAAUAUCUAACGGCCACUUCUAGUGAGAGUACCUAUAGUACUAAAUCAUCUCCAUUUAUAGACAGUUUGUCUAACUGUGGACAGAUGAAUAUCUAACGGCCACUUCUAGAGAGAGUACCUAUAGUACUAAAUCAUCUCCAUUUAUAGACAGUUUGUCUAACUGUGGACAGAUGAAUAUCUAACGGCCACUUCUAGAGAGAGUACCUAUAGU